Molecule: messenger RNA, 1488 nt
Organism: Talaromyces amestolkiae
Lineage: Eukaryota; Fungi; Ascomycota; Eurotiomycetes; Eurotiales; Trichocomaceae
Exons: 3
Coding region: 1-1488 (495 amino acids)
Biological process (GO): maturation of SSU-rRNA from tricistronic rRNA transcript (SSU-rRNA, 5.8S rRNA, LSU-rRNA)
Cellular component (GO): nucleus; nucleolus
Source: RefSeq, a predicted model, not a curated record
AUGGCAGUCAAGAAAUCCGGUUUCAAAAGUCUUGCGGAUCAGCUUGCUGAUUUGGAAGACCCUACACCCAAAGAUUUUGAUCCCGAAGAUGAAGACAACGGAAAUCAAGGUAGCGGCGAUGAAUCUGGAUCUGAUAUGGAUGAGGAUGCCGGACGUGAACACUAUGAGAAAGUUGGCAAGAGCAAACUCAGGAAACCGGAAACCCUUUCCCUGGGAAAACAAUAUGCGGGAUCGCAUGUGAGCAGAGAUGCAUUAGAUGAUAGCGACGACGAGAAUCCCUUCGGGCGAGGUUCUGACGAGGACGAGGACGAAGAUGAAGACGACGAAGACCUUGAGGGAGAUGAGGACGAAGAACUUAGUGGAUCGGAAGAUGAUGAAGACGAGUUGGAGGAGGAGGAGGAUGAGGAUGAGGAUGAGGAUGACAUUUCAGAUGACGACGACGACGCUGCGGAAGACGGAGACGAAAACCAGGAGUCCUUGUCAGACGAACGUGCAGAGCUGAGACGGUUAAUGGCCACGGACCAGAAAUCUGUCGCUGCGACUAUUUCUCAAGCCGCCAAAGCCGAUGCCGCCAAAGGAUUUGCCGUCAGGCAACAACGAGUUGCAUUCGACGCGUUGCUUAAUGCCAGAAUAAAGCUACAGAAAGGGUUCACAGCAAUCAUCAACUCGUCUGAAAUAUCGUGGGAAGAAGCGCAAGAAAAUUCCGACGCUAUCAAGUCAGCGGAAUCGGCUGCCUUGGCUCUGUGGUCAACGUUGGAAGAUUUGCGAUUGACUCUUGCGGAUGUUCAGACAAAGGAAGGAGCAAAGAAGCGAAAGCGACCAGGUCCGGUGUCUCAUAUCACCACUACCGAGUCCCUCUGGCAGCGUAUGCAGGACUUGGAAUCCGACUCUCAGACUCAUCGUCGCGCCGUUCUUGAGAAGUGGAACCACAAAGUACGGGGAACGAACGCCAGUCUACCCAAUGCCAAAGGCAAACUUAUUGCCAAUUCUGACAAUUCCAUCACCGCUGUACUUGAUGCACAUGUUGCUACGGAGCUCAGCGAACGAUCUACCAAGAAACAGCGCACUGCUGAAUCAUCUGAUUCUGUCUACGACGACACUUCUUUCUACCAGACACUUUUGCGCGACCUAGUCGAGCAGCGAAUGUCAUCCUCGGACGCUGUUACUAACGGACUAGAUUCUCUACAUUUACAAAUCCCUUCACAUCCUACAUCAGGCAUGCGAAAGGACAAGAUCCGCAAGGAUGUCGACACCAAGGCAUCCAAGGGCCGAAAGAUGCGCUAUAAUGUGCAUGAGAAGCUUCAAAAUUUUAUGGCACCUGAAGAUCGUGGUACCUGGACCGAUCGCGCCCGAGACGAGUUCUUUGCUUCGUUGCUCGGUAAGACUGCUAGUGGGCUGCUCGGCGAAGAUGAAGAUGAACAGAUAAAUGGAGCUGUGUCGGACGAGGAGGAUCUAGAGGAAGGUGGUUUGAAGCUGUUUAGAAGCUGA